AUACGCAGUGGCGAUACUUUUGUUGCCUGUGUGAACCCGGCUUAACUGGCUGCUAAUCGGAGAUUGAACAACCUGUCCUAUAGUAGAAAAACAUAUUACUCCACCACAAUUUGUUUAUAAAUUAGACUAACACAUGACGUUGCAGUAUUUACUUAUUUUAUGAAAUUUUCCUCUCGUGUGAAGGAUUAUGUCGCAUUUUAAACGUAGAAGUGCAUUCUUUACUAGGUUUUUUGUUUAGUUUAUUCGUGAACAAGGGUCUUAUGUUCAUGCAAGAAAGUUACACGCUUAUCAUAGCUUAAAUUAAAGCGUCAGUUGCCAUGACAGUGAGCAAGUAGGGUUUUUCCUUAUGUUUUAAACGGAGUGGUGAUGGAGUCAUGCACGUGCACCUGUAGGCAAUCAUACGUAUGGGAAUCCGGCUUUACGUUUUCAGGAAAAUCUCUGGUCAGAGAUGCAUCUCUUUUUCAUCUGCGUUUGCGUCAAACUGUGUUUUGUUGUUAUGUUUGGGAGAAACUGAAAAUUUUUAAAUAUACAAGUUCUUUACUAAACAAUUCGAAAAUGGUGAGAGUAAUAUCGCAAGAAACUUUUAACGAUGUGGUAAAGGAGAAUAUCCAAGAAUUUUCAAUGUCACCGGAGGAAGCUAUUGAAUCUGCUGUACAGGAAUUCGAAGCGCAGGGUGUAGAUUUGAGCAAUGUAGUAAAAGAACUCAUGGAGAAUACACCUGCUGAUAGUUCCAAGAAGUCUUUAUUGCAUACAAUUAGUCGUUUAAAAGGCCUUUUAAAAACAGACACAAAAUUGCCUGAACUUUGCCAAGAACUAUCAGAAUUGAAAGCUGAAUGUGACAAAGAUCUUGCCCACAAAAUUCUGGCUGGGAAAAAUGGAGCCUAUGAUUUAUUAAUAAAAGUUUUGGAGUUGUAUGAAACAAACAGGGAUGUGACUCUUGUAACACUUGAUGCUAUGAUCUCCUUAAUGACUGGGCAACCUGAUCUGUUAGAUGAAAAAGGCACUAACUUGAUAAUCAAAUUUCUGAAAGAGCAUAUUGACCUAGGCACGCAACGCCAGGUUUUACAGUGGACGAAGCAGUGUUGUCUGAAACAUGAAAAUAACAGACAAAAUAUUUUUGAUCAAGAUAUAGUCAAUAUUUUAAAACAGUUUUUGGAAAAUGGUGCAUCUAGUGCUUUGUUGAUAAGAGAUGUAUGUUCUGUCACAAAAGCUCUAGUUGUGGACGAUGACAUCAGGGUGGAAUUUGGGAAGGCUCAUGAGCAUGCUAGAAGCUUUGCAAAUGAAAUUCUAACAAUAAUUGUGGACUUACUGAGAAAAUACCCAGAUGAUAAAGAAACACUUAGCAGUUUGUUUUCAACAUUAAGUGCACUGGUAGUAACAAAUGAUUUCUGUCAGCUAGUGGAGGAAGCUGGGGGACUUAUAUUUAUUAAUGAUGUUAUGGUUAAUUUCCCAGAUAGUGAGAAAAUCAAUCAGCAGUGUUUGUGGUUACUAAAAAAUUUAGCUGGAAAUGAUGAGGUUAAAAUGAAAAUAAUACGUAAUGGAACUGCUCCAUUAAUUAUUGGUGCAAUGGAAAGACAUAGGAAAUCGCCUUAUGUAAUACUUGCAGGAAAUGCAUGCAUUGCUGCUCUGAGCUUAAGAAGUCCACUGCAUAGCAGAGCACUGUGUGAUGCUGGUGCAGCAGAAGCAGUUGUAUAUGGCAUGAAGGCACAUUUGGAUAGAGUUGAUUUGCAGGUGAAAGGUUGUUGGGCAAUUCGGAACAUUGUGGCAAGAGAACGAUCGCUGGCUCCUUUAUUUCUUGAGAUGGGUAUCGAAGAGCAUCUUAAUUCCAUCAUCAAAAAGCAUGAUAAAAGAUGUGACUAUGAUGUAAAAGCUGCCCUGCGUGAUUUGGGUUGUGAAGUUAAACUCAUAGAACAGUGGACAGGAAAGGGAGGUGCUUUAAAUUAAUAAUUUGCAUGCAGACUUCCAAGUUGUGCUUUCUCAUCGUAAAUAACAACAUCUAUUUACAUGAACAUUUUGUAAUUAACUCAUUAUAUUAAUGAAUAUUAAUAUAAAAUCAUUUGAUUUUUGUGCUUGGUAAAGCCAAUAGCUCCAUGGCGAGUUGUCAUAUUGAUAUAUAUUUGCUAACAACCGGUGCAGUCCCUUUGUCUGCUGGUACCUAUUUCUGGAAGCAUCACAUUUGACUCUGCACUGAUGACUAAAAAUUUUGUUUUUUAGCUAUCUAGUUUUGUUAAUUAAUUUUAAUAUAAUACUGUUAACUGUGAUUGACAUUGUUAACAAUAAAUGAAAAGCAACUUUAUAAUGUUUACUUUUUUGUUCACAAUUUCAGAAAUUGUUUUUCUUUUUUGGUGAGGAGUCAGGCAGAUUGUGUUCAAAACAUAUAAAAUUGUAUGCUCCCUCAUAACUAGCUGGAUGGGCUAGUUAACACCUCCGGGGAGGGGAAUAGCAUGCCACAUGCGCUGCACUGUUCAAAUGAACCUUCAAAUUGAUGCUUGGUUUAACCUUCCUACAGUUGUCAUUGACUGAUAUUUAUGCACUUCUUUCUAAGAGUGAUUCAGAUUUUGAUAAUCAAUAAAUACUUAAAAAUGUGAGCUUUAGAAGGAAAGGUAAAUUUUACACUAUUGGGCAACUAAAACAUUUACAGUAUGAGGAGUAGAAGAGGAACAGUAUGUGACAGCUAUCAAAAUAACAAAGUUGAUGUAGUCAAAGAGAUAAAUAUGAGGACUGUGAAGCAGGUUCUGAGGGAGAGAACAAGUAAGGAAAGAAACAAGGUAGGCAGGAAGUAAUUCAGAAGUAAUAGGACUAAGAUGCAGUAUACAACAUCUAGAAUAGUACUAGCUUUUGGUCGCUCAGAGAUCAAAGAUAUGAGUGAACUGGUAAACAUGUAGCUGACUACAUAUGUAUAUGAAGUAUAAGUUAAAUUAGAAUUGAAAAGAAUGUGAAGAAGAUAGGUUUGGGGUGCAGUGGUGGAGGGGGCAGGGGAGGCAGUGUUUACAAAGGAAUGUUCUGCUUACACAAGGUUGGAUCACCAACUAAUAAUUCUUCCACAUUAGUUUAGCAAGACACUGUUAGUAUGGUUUAAACCAUGCAAUAAAAAUGUAGUGUAACUGUGCUGCAACUGGAUUAUGAUGGCAUGUUCUUCAUAACCAUGAUGAUAAAUGAAUGAAUGUUUCCAGAACAUAGCAGUUAAUAAUUGAUUUGCUACUGCAUGAAAUAUGGAGCUGAAGGGCAUGCUGGCUUGUUUCGAGGAAUUAAAUGUUAUUCCAAAAAUAGAGAGAUAAAAUUAAAAUACUAAGUUAUUAGAAAAUGAAGCAGGUACUAGUGAGAAUAGAGACAGAUAAUGCCAUUUCCAAAUGAAAAAAGAUGAAAAAAUACCUUGUUUAAGGAAGUGGAGAAAGGCACAAAUUAAGUCCAAAUUGAUGGUGACAGCUUGUAUUUGUUGAAGAGACUAGGAAAUAUGAAGCAUUGCUGUUUGUGGAGGGGGUUCAUAUGAACUGAAUUCGCUUCACCUACAGAAAUCCAUACUGCCUUGCUCAGCAACAGGAUAUUUAAUGUUGUCAGUGUUAACAUUGUGUCUGUGGACAUUCGUCCUAACUAACAAUAGUAUUACUAGCAUAAAAUGCUAUGCAACAUUUACAUCUCACAUUUGAACAAUGUCACAGGUCACCUUUCCGUUGAGUCUAGUGUGUGGAGUAGGAGUUCUUUAUUUUAGGACACAAUUUUUUUGUUUCUUAUGUUGAAAAACCUUUCUUGUAAAAAGUGAAAAUUCUGCUGUGGUGACUCAUCAUAAUCAGCGGGUGGUUAAGUCCUAACGUUGUAUAUCACUACAAAGUUUGCCUUGAGAAUUGCAUGUGAGAGCUCUGUUUGACAACAAGUUGCUUUUUUUGGGUGUAGGGACUUGCAUCAUCAGUGUAGUUCCCAGAAAUGGAAAGCUUAUCAGGGGACAGGAAUAAUACAAUAGACUAUGUGUAAAAUAAUUUAAAACACUACAAGAUUGAUUCUCAUUAGCACACAUACUGUAAAGUAAUGGGAACAGAUGAUUAGUGAAAGAUGUUAUUGGGCUGCUGAGGGAAAUGACUGAUCAUUUGUGCCACUGGCUAUUAACACAGCAAUAUGUUUUGACUCAAACAUGAAUGUGAACACAUAGUAAAAUGUUAUUUAAUGACAAAAUAAUAUAUAAUGUAGAGCAUAAAAGCAAAGCUGUCUGGGAUGCUAUAAAAAUGGAAACGGGAAGAGGCAAACAAAUGCAGAAUGACAUACUGCUAAGGGAGGGGGAUAAAGUAAUAAAUGACCCACAGCACUUAAAAACUAUGUAAACAAGCAUUUUUCAAGUAUUGCAGAGAAGUUACAACAAAAAUUCCCUGAAACAAAUACAACACCUGUAAAUAAUGUUGCACUAAACACAAUGAUGUUACUUCCAACUACAGAGAAUGAAGUCAGUAAAACAAUUCAAAAACUAAAAUGUAAAAAGUCAGUAGGCUUUCACAUCAGGGACAUUUCCAGAGCAGUUAAAACAAGUAGGAGUUGUACCUUUGCUUAAGAAAGGUAAUGCAGAAGACAUAGAAAAUUACUGGCCCAUUUCCCUGCUGUCAGCAUUCUCAAAAAUAAUAGAAGCAAUUAUGAAAGACAGAUUAACGAAUUACCUGAAUAAAUACAAUCUUUUAAGCAAAUCACAUUAUGGUAACCGAAGUGGCAAAAAUACGGAGUCAGCCAUAGUAGAAUUCACAAAAGUGUGUCACAGGCAUAUUUUUGGAUCUUUCCAAGGCGUUUGAUACAGUUAACCACAAGAUUUUAUUAAAUAAAUUAGAAGCAUUAGGAGUAAGAGGGAUAGCUAAUGACUGGUUUCGAUCAUACCUAACAGAUAGGAUAGAGAUAACACAUACUUCAGAAAGAUCUAAACAUUUAGUAAAACACUUAACAGUAUCAAAAUACAUUAAUGUAGGGGUUCUGCAAGGUAGCAUAUUAGGACCAAUACUGUUCCUGGUAUACAUCAAUGACUUUCCCAGUAGUGUUAUUCACGGUGAAAAAAUUCUCUUUCCUGAUGACAGCAAUAGUAUAGUCACUAAGAAAACUAGAACUCCUUGCCGAGAAAGAAAAUGAAACUCUCAAGGAAGUUUAUGAUUGGUCAAUAAGUAAUGAAGUGACAUUGAACAUAAAGAAAACUAAUGCCAUGAAUUCCAAUUUGAAGAGGAAAAAUGGCAAUGUUAAAUUAAAUGUAGAUGACACCUCUAUAGACUGUGUAACAAAUGCAAAAUUUCUAGGAAUGAAUAUUGAUUCUCAAUUGAGCAAUUGAGAUGAUGUGAACACACAAAGGUAUUUGCAAACAGAAGGUCAUCAGCAUGUUAUGCCCUUAGAAUUCUAUCAUCAGUGUGUAACAUGUAGUGUCUUUUAGUUACAUAUUAUUCAUAUGUACACUCAAUUCUUAGCUAUGAGAUUCUUUUUUGGGGAACAAAUGCACAAAAUAUGAAGACAGUUUUCAAACUUAAGAAACUUCAGAAAAGAGCCAUAAGAAUUAUUACCAAAAAUACUAGUCAAGCUCAUUGUAGAGAUCUAUUCAGAACAUUGGGGAUUUUAACUGCUCCAUGUGAAUUGGUAAUUACUGCACAAACAGCUCUGGCCAUGACUGUGGAACAAGAGAGAGACUCAACUUACAUUUACCAAGAAAAAAUAAACAUAAAACUCAAAAUAGCACUUUCUACCAAGGAAUAAAACUGUACAAUAAAUUACCAAAAGAGAUUAAAGAAAUUUCAAAAAUACACUUAUUUAAAAAGGCAGUUAGGAAGUACCUGUUAUGCAAUACAUUUUAUACAUUGAAGGAUUACUUAGCUAAAACAGAGUAGGGGUUUGAUAAAAAAUGUUUUACAAAUAAAUAAUAAUAAUAAUGAUUAUUAUAAAAUAUCCAACAUUCCACAUAACACCUUCCCUUUCGUUUUUUCCUUCAUUUUUCCUUUCUAAAAAUACUUAACCCCAAAUUAUGCAUAGCACAAUACUAACACCUCUUCCUCUUUCUGAGCUCAACAUCUUACACAUUAUGGAGGGAUGCUGACUCAGCUUUUCAGGAUAACAAAUGGGAAGCUGCAGUACAGAAAAUGGUCCAGAGAUCACCUGUGUGUGUGUGUGUGUGUGUGUGUGUGUGUGUGUGUGUG
Molecule: messenger RNA, 6143 nt
Organism: Schistocerca gregaria
Lineage: Eukaryota; Metazoa; Arthropoda; Insecta; Orthoptera; Acrididae
Product: armadillo repeat-containing protein 6 homolog
Exons: 6
Coding region: 367-1944 (525 amino acids)
Biological process (GO): hematopoietic progenitor cell differentiation
Molecular function (GO): protein binding
Source: RefSeq, a predicted model, not a curated record